AUGGAAAAGCAAAAUCUCACGGUGGUGAGUGAAUUCAUUCUGAUGGGUAUCACAUCGUGCCCUGAGCUGCAGGCUCCACUGUUUGGGCUCUUCCUCAUCAUCUUUGUGGUCACUGUGCUGGGCAACUUGGGCAUGAUCAUCCUCACCAAGGUAGAACAGAGCCUGCAAACACCCAUGUACUUUUUUCUGAGACACUUGUCUGUUACAGAUCUUGGUUAUUCUACAGUUGUGGGCCCCAAAAUGUUAGUAAAUUUUGUUGUGGAUAAGAAUACAACAUCCUAUUUUUUGUGUGCCAUGCAGCUAACAUUCUUUCUUGUGUUCAUCAUUUGUGAACUUUUUAUUUUGUCUGCAAUGGCCUAUGAUCGCUACGUGACCAUCUGCAACCCUCUGCUCUACACAGUCAUCAUGUCUCAAAGACUAUGUCAAGUGUUGGUUGCAAUUCCUUACCUCUACAGUAUAUUUGUUUCUCUUCUAAUCACCAUAAAAAUUUUUAAUUUACCUUUUUGUGGCAACAAGAUUAUAAGUCAUUUCUGUGACAGUCUCCCCUUGUUAUCUUUGCUGUGCUCAAAUACACAUGAAAUUGAGUUAAUCAUUUUGAUUUCAGCAGGGUUUAAUCUGGUUUCAUCUCUUGUGAUACUCCUGUUUUCUUACCUACUCAUCAUUGUAGCUAUUUUCAGGAUGAACUCUGCUGAAGGAAAGCACAAAGCUUUAUCCACCUGUGGAUCCCACCUGACAGUGGUCAUAGUGUUCUACGGGACUUUGAUAUUUAUGUAUGUACAGCCCAAGUCCAGUCACUCCUUUGACAGUGAUAAAGUGGCUUCCAUAUUUUACACUCUGAUCAUCCCCAUGUUGAAUCCCUUGAUCUACAGCUUGAGGAACAAAGAUGUAAAGUGUGCCCUAGAAAGGAUGUGGAAAAAUUUAUGUAAUAUUGUUUCUAAUAUUCUCAAUAUGAUUCUUAUCAAUUUGAUUAUGGACAUAAAAUUUUAG
Sciurus carolinensis (gray squirrel) is the source of this 987-nucleotide messenger RNA. Its product is annotated as olfactory receptor 8K3-like. The transcript has a single exon. Gene Ontology annotation, biological process: sensory perception of smell; G protein-coupled receptor signaling pathway. Lineage: Eukaryota; Metazoa; Chordata; Mammalia; Rodentia; Sciuridae. Gene Ontology annotation, molecular function: odorant binding; G protein-coupled receptor activity; olfactory receptor activity. Gene Ontology annotation, cellular component: membrane. The coding region runs from base 1 to 987 and encodes 328 amino acids. The record is from RefSeq and is a predicted model, not a curated record.